This is a messenger RNA of Naegleria fowleri, 2028 nucleotides long. RefSeq lists its product as uncharacterized. Bases 1 to 2028 code for a protein of 675 amino acids. NCBI's taxonomy places the organism in Eukaryota, Heterolobosea, Eutetramitea, Acrasida, Naegleriidae. Gene Ontology annotation, molecular function: ATP hydrolysis activity; ABC-type transporter activity; ATP binding. Gene Ontology annotation, cellular component: membrane. The record is from RefSeq and is a predicted model, not a curated record. Gene Ontology annotation, biological process: transmembrane transport. The transcript has 5 exons.
AUGCCAGCAGUCAGUCGAUUGAAAAGAAAAUCCACACAUUCACAUGCAAAUGUGGAGAUGAAUGGCGACUCAAAAGAAGCAUCUACUUCUCCUCAAGAAUCGUCAAAUGCUGCCACUCUCAAAGACCACAGAGAACCCAAAAUUACCUUCUUUUCUCAUUUGAAAGUUUUCAAAGUGAUUGGACUUUGGAAUUUAACCUUGCUCGUUUUAGGAGUCAUUGGCUCCAUGUCGUAUGGUGUGUUGCCAAUUAUUUGUCAAUACAUUCUUGGAGAUUUGAUUGACGAAUUUCUUGCUGCCAAUUCAAACGCUGCUUAUCGGGCAGAAGCUAUCAAUCAAGUGUGUAUCAAAUUGACCAUUAUUACAUUCUGUGGUAUGGCUGCUUUUGCAAUUUAUCACUUUUUCCUUCAACUUUCCAAUCACAGAAUUGGAACUGCGUUAAGACAUGAAUAUAUGGAUGCAUUGACCAAGCAAGAAAUGACUUUUUUUGACAUUAAGAAAGUUGGAGCAUUGACUGUUGUAUUGAGUGAAGAUAUUCCAAAGAUUCAGGAUGUCUACACAAACGAAUUUUACAUCUUCAUGCAAGAAAUUAUUCAAUUCAUUGUUGGAUUUAUUUUGGCCAUCACUACCAAUUGGAAGAUGACACUCAUUCUCGUUUCAACCACUCCAUUGACCUAUGUUUCACACACCAUCAUGUCACUUUUAUCGACCAAGAUUACAAGACAGGUGAAUCGUCUCACUGAACAUUCGGCAGGAGUUGCUAAUGAAAUUACUUCAUGCAUUCGAACCAUUCGAUCGAUGGCAGGAGAGAGCAAGGAAAUGGAAAGAUUUAAUGAAGAUUUAUACAAAAUUAAUGCAAAGGGUGUAUUUAAGGGAACUGUUCAUGCGAUGGGAUUUUCAUUUGCUGCCAUGUUUGUCUGGGGAACCAUUGCUUUGAGUUUUUGGUAUUCUGGACAUGAGGCUGCCGAUGGAAGUACCACACUCGGCUCCAUCUUUAAAGUAUUCGGAAUGAUGUUUGUUGGAGUUGUUGCCAUGAUUCGUGCAGCAACAUUUUUCCCUCACUAUGGAAAGGCCUAUGCCAGUGAGACGACACUGUUGAAAGUCUUGUUGAGAGAACCUGCCAUUCCUUUGAGUGGAGGUAAAACGAUUGAAUCUAUUGAAGGAAAUAUUCGUUUCGAAAAUGUGGAAUUUUCAUAUCCUUCUCGAUCGAAUGUCAUUGUCAUGAAAGAUUUCAGUUUGGAAAUUAAGAAGGGACAAACUGUUGCUCUUGUUGGACCAAGUGGUUCUGGUAAAUCAACUCUUGUUGGUCUUUUAGAACGUUUCUACACUCCAAAUAAGGGAAGAGUCUUUCUUGACAAUGUUGACAUUCAAGAACUCGAUCCAACAUGGCUCCACAAAAACAUUGGAAUUGUCAGUCAGGAACCUGUCCUCUUCUCUGGAUCCAUCAAGUAUAACAUUGCCUACGCUUUAGGAUUAGAAAAUGUGACACAAGAACAAAUUGAAAAUGCUUCCAAACAAGCCAACGCACAUAAUUUCAUCAUGGAUUUACCGAAUGGUUAUGAUACCAUAUUAGGUGAAAAGGGUGUGUCGCUGUCAGGUGGUCAGAAACAACGUAUUGCAAUUGCGAGAGCAUUACUUCAAAAUCCUAAAAUUUUAUUAUUGGAUGAAGCAACUUCUGCAUUGGAUUCUGAGUCUGAACGAUUGGUUCAAGCUGCUUUGGAUGUGUUAAUGAAAGGAAGAACCACCAUUUGUAUUGCUCAUCGUUUGACAACUGUGAUUAAUUCAGAUUUAAUCUGUGUCAUGGUGAAGGGAGUGUUGAGAGAAAAGGGAACUCAUGCUGAAUUGAUUCAAAUUAAGGACGGUAUCUAUAGAAAUUUGGCAGCCAAACAAAUGAUGUUGGCGGAGGAACAGGUGUCCAAUGGAUUGGAUAUUGAGGUAACCAUGGAUUUGGUUGUGGAUGACCAGCAAACGCAUCAAGCAGUCUUGUCAGACAAUUCGAGUCAGGAAAAACUUGCCGAUCAAAAUGAAUAA